AUGACCAUCCACCCAUCGCAGGCGCUAUGCUCUCCAGCGCUCCGACUCGCUUCCGGGUCACUUUACCGUCCUCUCAUUCCACCCUUCUCACAUUGGACGCACCUGUCGGACGUCAUGCUCGGUCGCAACUGGUGUCCUCCCGUCUCAGUCCUCCUAGCGACGUACGACGAGAUCCAGCAAUGUCCGAUGACCGCCCGCGGCAACAAGGACGUCAUGCAUGCCGACUUCAUCGAGGUUCUCGAGCGCUAUCCUUUGACAGACGCCGACAAUGACACCAGCAUUCCGCUCGAAACCCGUCGCACCAACAACCGCUGCAUCUACAUGAAUUUCAAUCUGCUCUAUGACAGGCUUGCACCCGCGGUGCACAAGUACGAGACGUCGGGCGAGCGCAUCAAGCUCUUCAUGCCUCGACGCAAGGACAAGGGCGUCGCGCAGACAACGAACAAGGGCCCGAACGACCUUGUUGUCUGGCCUGCCAUGGGUCGCAGCGUUUAG
Apiotrichum porosum is the source of this 495-nucleotide messenger RNA. RefSeq lists its product as uncharacterized. Lineage: Eukaryota; Fungi; Basidiomycota; Tremellomycetes; Trichosporonales; Trichosporonaceae. The record is from RefSeq and is a predicted model, not a curated record. The transcript is spliced from 2 exons. The coding region runs from base 1 to 495 and encodes 164 amino acids.